UUUGACAACACACUUCACAGCAUAUGGAGGGUGGGCGGAUUUUUGACGUUUCGCUUUUGGUGUUUAAUAUUUUUCCAAAUAUAAAAAUAAUAUUAUAAUUUAUACAUUAAUCAGUUAUUCAAAUAUUAAAAAUAAUGAUUCGUUUUAUUCUUAUUCAAAAUAGAGCUGGAAAAACAAGAUUAGCAAAAUGGUACAUGAAUUUCGAUGAUGAUGAAAAACAAAAAUUAAUAGAAGAAGUUCAUGCAGUUGUUACAGUUAGAGAUGCAAAACAUACAAAUUUUGUUGAGUUCCGUAAUUUUAAAAUUGUGUACAGACGGUAUGCUGGCUUAUACUUUUGUAUAUGUGUCGAUGUUAAUGACAAUAAUUUGUGUUACUUAGAAGCAAUUCAUAAUUUUGUUGAAGUCCUAAAUGAAUAUUUUCACAAUGUUUGUGAAUUGGAUUUAGUAUUUAAUUUUUACAAGGUUUAUACGGUGGUUGAUGAAAUGUUUUUAGCUGGAGAAAUUAGAGAAACCAGUCAAACCAAAGUUCUUAAACAAUUAUUAAUGUUGAAUUCAUUAGAAUAAUGGAAAAAAAAUUUUGUAUUAUGUUUAUUAGAACUUGGUUUCUUCUAGUUGAGAGAAACAAAAAAAGUUGAAAAAAAUUAUUUAUGUACCUGUGAGGGAUAUAUAAAAUGUAUAUUGGAGCUAAAAUCCAUAACUGUGAAAUAUUUUCUGCUUUUGUUGAAAAUAGAAUAACACACGUAUUACAAAUUACUGAAUAAUUUAAAUAUCAAUAUGAAAAUUAAGUUUCCCUUUUUUUUAAAAAAAGCAGGAUUAAUUUAAAUUCAAAAAAAAAAUUGGGAUCAACGAAAAUUAAAUUUAUAAUACUCAUUUACAUUCUGUUUUUUUAGUUACUAUGACAAGGUUAUCUAGAUAUUUUAUAAAAAAUUUUAUUGUAAAUCUCAAACUUCCGUAAUAAAUUCAUUUAACCUUAA
Leptopilina boulardi is the source of this 973-nucleotide messenger RNA. RefSeq names its product AP-2 complex subunit sigma (gene AP-2sigma). Bases 135 to 563 code for a protein of 142 amino acids. The record is from RefSeq and is a predicted model, not a curated record. Lineage: Eukaryota; Metazoa; Arthropoda; Insecta; Hymenoptera; Figitidae. Gene Ontology annotation, biological process: intracellular protein transport; clathrin-dependent endocytosis. The transcript is spliced from 4 exons. Gene Ontology annotation, molecular function: clathrin-cargo adaptor activity. Gene Ontology annotation, cellular component: intracellular membrane-bounded organelle; AP-2 adaptor complex; membrane coat.